AUGCUACGUCUAUACAAUGUAUCGCGAUAUCUCGAAUAUCGUAUCAACUUAAACACGGAGCGGUCUGUUGCAGCACAUUUAAUUGGGAAGAACACCAUAAACAAUCGAUUCAGCUGGGUCCCAGCUUCCCCUCCACCAACUGUCACUCCGGCAGAACCGUCGGAGCCUCCCACAGACCCACACAAACGCGGUCGCAAAUUCCUGUACCGGCUUGCCCCGUUACUCAAGCUUACUUUGCCUUCACGCGUUGAGCGGAGACGCACUCAGAGCGUGUUCAACCUCCAGGAUGAAGCAGCUCCGACCGGAAAAUCUGGCAGCUAUCUGCAUCAGAACAAUCAAACGUUGUCUCCACGUUCGGGUGGUAUUCGCACAACAGCAUGCGAAAGACAGUGGAUCCGUCACGGAACCCUAGUUUUACGGGUGCGUGGCGAACAGUUCGAAAAGGAACUUGGGCAUAGAGUUUCCUUGGCCAAAAAGGUCAUUGCACACCUCGUCUCGUUUGACCUUUCGGGAACUGAUAGUGCGCGUCAGGCAGAACCAAGCAUCUAUUCUGAAAGUUCGAGUGUUCCACUAGCGUCCUAUAUCGAACGAAUUCGAAUCGCCCAUUUAGCCGUCGCUGAUAUACUCGAAAAGGCCGAUCGUGUUGAACAGGCCUGGAGUUCGGAAGCUCGGAUGACUGCUGACAUUGUCGACUGGAUAUUGCCUGAGGUAUGGUCCCGUCUCACAUGUCUCCGUCAAUGGUCUGGUCGUUUGUUGAUUAUCCAACGCGGUCUAAGCCAGUUGUGUGCGUUUUUGCACAAUUGUUCAUCUGGGACUAUCAGAUGUUCCACUCACAGUCGUCCGCAGCAAGGCUCGAAUCUGCACGAAACUGAAGGAUUCUCGGAGGAAAUAAUCACGUGUCCCCUGCUUGCUGUUGGUUCGAAUGAAGCGUGGAAACGACUGUGCCGUCAAUUUCUUCUUGACUCCUGGUACAUGUGUGCGUUACCGAACCACGAACAGUCCCCUACACAGCGUGGGGUUUCUACCGAGAUUCCUGGUGGAUACUCCGUAGCCCUGAUUCGUUUGAAUCGCUUGGUUGAUCGUUUGUUGACGGAAAUUCGUGGAAAUCGCUUGGGUGGUCGGUCCCCUCUGCCGGAGCCUGUUCCUUCUCGUGGAAAAGCGACACAAACUUGUUCUCCUCUUCACCGGAAUGCAACCACUGUGAAAAAUGUUUCGUCAACAAUCGAUCUUACCAUGGUUGUAUAUCCUAGGAGAAGGGUUGUUCACACGUUUUUCACAAAUUCUCGGGGGAGGACUGUCUACGAUAUGGAUUGGUUUUUCUUGGUCACGAGCUUCCCGAUUUAUGAUGAUUUCCUCUUACAUUCGUGUAGUUUGUUCCAGCGCAUCCGGGAGCCUUGUUUACCCGCCCGCGCACUUUGUGUCAAAUGCUCGUCAGAGAACGUGAUAUCAUCGGUGAACUCGGAUCCCGCCCUCUUACGUGAACCUCAACCGUCCGGUGUUAAUGUUGGCUCGUCUUCCCAGUGUGCUGCUUCGCCGAACCACCGCGUCAUCCAGGCUCAAAACAACGGAUCGACAGCUAUUGAAUUGUCCACUCUCACGUGGUGGCACACCCUACGAAAAAAGCUCCAACAGAGGUCUCCGGCAUCUUACGCUUCGGUGGUCAAGCGACGUUCAUGGAACGGAUGCAUUUCUCCCUUGGAGUUGAAUAUUCCUCAUUCAGAUGGUGUUCAAACGCCUCAUGUUGGUGGGCUUCCGGUCAAAUGGGAAAUCUGCUCCCCAUCGCACUCCGUGUCUCCCCAUGGGCGAUCCACAUCCAGCACACCGUCGCCACCGUCUUCACCACACCGUUCCGAUAGCGACCACAGCUCUGUCAGCACCACUCCCAAAUCUGUCUCAGACAAUUCUUCUUCGUCCAGUUCCUCACUGAACUCGUUUCCACAAACCGGAUGUGCCCUGGCAGAGUCGCCUACCUCCACCACAUCUGAAGGAACUUCCUACUGGUCGGUUGAUCUCCCCGAUAUCCAUCCUCUCGAAAAAUCACCGUCGACUUCGGCUAGUCCGGUUAGUCCUGUACAACAGGACGUUGGAUUGGAGUUGGGGCUACCUCCCUUGGUAUUUUUAUGGCUUUGUCUGGCCCGCAUCCCGUUCUACGUUACACGGGAAAGUGUCACUAUGAAACUAGAACAGUAUGCGGACCGUGUUAACGCAUGUACCGCUCCCGACCGGUUGAGUCUAAUCCACUUGGUUCACGAACUUCGGUCUCUUAUGAUAACGGCACUGCGUAUUACCCGUGCUUAUCGGAGACGACUCGUUGUUGCCCUGAAACUGAACACCGUAGCUCAAAUUCCUCCAGUAGUCCCCUUGUUAUCAACUCGGUCCGUUCUUUCUUGGCCUCCCACCGAAACACAGUCGGAUGACUCAGAUGGCGAAUCUGGAGUGUAUGCUUCAUCUCACCACAGGGUUCCAGCAUCCAAGCCGGUUUGGUUUCUUGAAGCAACCGAACAAGUGCGUCAAUUCCUCGAUGACGCGACCUCGCCAAACAGUUUGGUCAAACUCAUUGAAGCCUACUCUGACUGCCUCGUCAGACUGUUGGAUAUUGAAUGCAGUACCUUGAAAGGUAGUCCGAGUGACCUAAGAAGUCUUGUUGAAAGAGAAUGGGAUCAUAUUCGACGGGUCUAUCGACAACUUCACCGCUGUCGUGGUGGCAUACACUAUGCGUCUUUGUCGGGCCCGGGGAUCAUUGAUCAGCAUCGUCAGACGGUCGAACUUACGUUUGUUCGCCUGUGUAAAAACGUCAUUGGCUUUUUAUCUGAACGUUUUGCACCACAACUCGGCGUGUGGGCCCGAUGCGCAGCGACUGAUCCUUUCAAAUAUGCUGGAUGCCCAAAGGAUAUACCGAUUUGGGAAGAGGCCUCACAAAGCAGUGGUCCGCCGGCCACCAACCUCGACUCUAGUGCCAGCUUCCACACCGAGGCUACUAGAUCGCUUUCAACAAAAUCCUCUCCAUGGAUUUGCACUGGUGGGGUUCGAAACGAGCUGUUUCAAGAAUUCAAUGAAUCAUGGCGAGAAAUUCGAGCUUGGCUGAAUUGUUUACUAGACCUCACAGCUGUCGUUUGCAACGACCUUGACACAGCUGUACUGAUGAACCUGACAAUACCGGCUUCGCGACCAAAGACUGUUGGAAGAAAUGUUCCAGCUGAUGCCGGGCAAGCAAGAACAACAACGGUUCCAGAUGUAGCAAUCAAAUGCCGUUCUUCCUCUUCGAAAUCUAUGGGCAAAAUGAUUCGUGAACUCCGACAAAUGGGGCAUGUCCUUCUCUAUUCGUGGGAUAAGUCCGGAUCGUGCCAACCAUCAUCAUCGGGUUGGAACUUCGGAUGCGUCUUCAUCUGGAGUCCAUUUCUUCGUCAUGCUUCGGCGUCUUCUACACCACAUGUUUCCGAAACCCAUACUUGUUCGAGCUAUGUGCCCUGCAAAUACAAGUUCUAUGGAGCUCUGGAUAUUCUUCCACAAGGAGCUAAGGCUGAAGGUGCGAACGUACUUACUGAAAGGUCCCUUGUUCGCUCCCAACCUCUGCAUCUGGACUGUCCGUCUCUAGGCUUUGGCAGCGUGGCCAUUCCCCGAGCCCUCAUGUCCCUUUCAGGCGACAUGGCAGUUAAGCACCGACAGGCCGUUACAGCCGAGGAUAACAGUCUCGUCAUCGCGUCGUCCGAAACUCGGCGUGCUGUUCGUAAGCACAUAUCUAUGUUCGUGCAUCGCAUGGCCAAACAACUCAUCUUCAAGCCGCGUAAACCGCCCCCUGCUUGUUUUUUUCCAAUGCCGGAUUUGUCUGGUUCGGAUGUGAGAUACGUCCGGCCUGUAUGGAACGGCCUUGCAUAUAACUUUAUGGAUGUGCGUGGUGUGCCUGCCUACCAGUCCCGAUCGAACCAUGUGCGUCGUUCCUGGUACGCUUUGCAAUGGUUGGUUGCUCUUUGCUGUGACUCCGCCUUGAGCUCGACCCCUUUAAUACACCAAGACCACCACGUGUCUGGUCUACCUAUCUCGCUCACCACUUGGCUGCUGAGUGACUAUCCACAUGCGGCAUGGUCCCUGCUUCGUGACUCUUCCGACCGACUUCGUCGCUGGCUCGCUUUCUCAUGUCUCAAUCCCUCUGUUCUCGGAGGUUUCAAGGUGGGUGACGAACACCUGUCAGUCGAUGAGAACUCACCUGGAACUCGUGCUUGUUCAUUUCAAAUGGCACCAAUCAUGGCAGACUUGUACAACUCGGUUCAUUCAUUACGCCGAAACUUGUGUGAUUUAUCAGCGAGGCUUCAGGGUUCAUUGUUGGUGAUGGAGUCACAUCUAAGGUCAUACUUGGACAGUACUGAAUCUGCACCGCGCGCAUUCAACGAAGCUUCGGCGCUCGCUUCCCCGAUUCAUUGCGGUGAGAGACCGUCCCCAACCCGUUCCGGGUCUGUUUCAGAUGGUCGAGAUGCUGUGACACUUUAUGCGCUCGGUGUAGACCCAGUUCAACGUGCGUUCUCGGUUGUCUUUGGUUUUCACAAAACCCUCAUCCGAUUACUGAGCAUUGCUCCCGUUCGAGCUCCAUUUUAUUCCGAUUAUUAUUCGGUGUCUCUCUCAUUUCUUCCAGAGGAGAGAGACCCCUCUGGUGAACGCGUUUCCCUUCACACUCGGCUAGUUCAUCUCGGAGUUCGAUUGCUGCGCAGCUGGGCGGAUUAUGUGACCUCUCGUUAUCCACGUGGACGUGGCCGAAUUCCUCGUUGGGCAAAUGAUGCGUGUCAUUUUGCCUACCGGUUUGUGGGUUCAUUGUUGGUGAUGGAGUCACAUCUAAGGUCAUACUUGGACAGUACUGAAUCUGCACCGCGCGCAUUCAACGAAGCUUCGGCGCUCGCUUCCCCGAUUCAUUGCGGUGAGAGACCGUCCCCAACCCGUUCCGGGUCUGUUUCAGAUGGUCGAGAUGCUGUGACACUUUAUGCGCUCGGUGUAGACCCAGUUCAACGUGCGUUCUCGGUUGUCUUUGGUUUUCACAAAACCCUCAUCCGAUUACUGAGCAUUGCUCCCGUUCGAGCUCCAUUUUAUUCCGAUUAUUAUUCGGUGUCUCUCUCAUUUCUUCCAGAGGAGAGAGACCCCUCUGGUGAACGCGUUUCCCUUCACACUCGGCUAGUUCAUCUCGGAGUUCGAUUGCUGCGCAGCUGGGCGGAUUAUGUGACCUCUCGUUAUCCACGUGGACGUGGCCGAAUUCCUCGUUGGGCAAAUGAUGCGUGUCAUUUUGCCUACCGGUUGUGUCAACCGCGCUCGGUAAAAUUUCUAGACGCGCGCAAAGUUUCGUCCCUUGAAGCCACUCUGAAUGCCUUGAUACCCCACCUGGUUGGUGAGCGUGCAGCGGGAGAAUCGCCUACACCGGUUCUACACCCACAUUUAGUGGAUCAUGGCCCGUUUUCUCGCUGUCACUCGGCCGCCAUCCCUGGUCGCAUUCAUUCCCCACCAUGUCCGAAUUUGCCACGCCCCCGUCGAGUGCACAGCUUACAUGGCUUCUUACCAAAUCGAAAAUUGUCGUUCCACCAUCAACAGUCGUACAAAUGUGCAAAAUCACCCUGCAAGGCAAUGGGAAUUUCAAUUUCGGAAGAAGCGCGGCGUGAUUCACAGUUGCGAAGCCUUUGUCUGAUCGGUCGAACACGGCUCGAACAACAUCAUACUCCAACAAAAUCGAUAAUCCCGUCUCAGACAGCAGUACUUCAUCCUGGCGCGUGCGGUGGUAACACUCCAAAGGACGUGGAAUACUUUCCCACUCAUCUGGGUCGCCGGCACUUCCCCUACACAUGGAAUAGAGGACGUCUUAUUGGCAUGGCGUUCAACCUUCAAACACAGGAAAUGAUGGCCGUAAAGGAGAUACAACUUGACCACGACUUCGAUGACCAGUCUCCAGUUGCUUGUCCCGAAACUCUCGAGCGUCUGAAUUCGUUCAGACGAGAAUGUGACCUGCUGUCGAAUCUAUCGCAUCCGGCUUUGGUUCGUUUUCUUGGUGCAGAUGAACAAACACCUCGAGUUUUACGCCUUUUCACCGAGCUAUGCAGCGCUGGAACUCUGGCUGAUGUUGUCAAGGACUCUCCAUCCGAAUCGUUGGUUCGGUGCUAUGCAAGUGACCUGGCGAGUGCCAUUGUAUACCUUCAUGAAAGGGGGAUAGUACAUCGCGAUAUCAAACCAUCCAAUGUCUUUCUAGUUGCGCAUCCCGCUCCCAUUGAGAGUGCACGUCCGAACGCGAUUCAGAACGGUGCCACUGGCCCACAGGAUCAGUCGCGCCGCUUCCUGCGCAUGCCACUCUUAAAACUGGGUGACUUCAGUCAUUCACUUCGAUUACACUCGUUUUCCAGCAAUGCACACGGAAUCGCUGGUACGGUUUGUUACAUGGCUCCUGAGGUAUGCCGCAGUUCCAAGUCAGGCUAUGGAAAGCCGUGUGACAUUUGGUCCUACUGCUGUGUGCUACUGGAACUGAUCACGGGCAGACGACCUUGGUAUCAUGUGCCCGAGAUGCACGGGGUCUUCUACAAGCUUUGUUGCGAUGAGACACCCCUGCUUCCCAAGGUAAAACCAGAAUCCGGUGAAGCCGACGGUUCCGUAUCUCUGACUCCCGGUGCAUCGGUUUACACAAGCGCCGAAGCCUUCACUCUCCUUCGUGCUGGAUUGACUCCGGAUCCUUCAAAACGACCCACAGCACCGGAACUCUUCCAAUUUUGUUUUGUUCAGAGCCCCCUAUCCGAACGUCGGUGAUGUCGUCGGUGUGUGUGGGCGUUUUUAUUUUUAUACCAUUUCCUAUUUACAUAUUUGCUUUUUUAUGCCGA
Messenger RNA from Opisthorchis viverrini, 6836 nucleotides. RefSeq lists its product as hypothetical. Bases 1 to 6765 code for a protein of 2254 amino acids. The record is from RefSeq and is a predicted model, not a curated record. NCBI's taxonomy places the organism in Eukaryota, Metazoa, Platyhelminthes, Trematoda, Opisthorchiida, Opisthorchiidae. Gene Ontology annotation, molecular function: ATP binding; protein kinase activity. The transcript has 24 exons. Gene Ontology annotation, biological process: protein phosphorylation.